Messenger RNA from Erinaceus europaeus (western European hedgehog), 536 nucleotides. RefSeq names its product phospholipase A2, membrane associated-like. The transcript is spliced from 4 exons. The coding region runs from base 53 to 484 and encodes 143 amino acids. The record is from RefSeq and is a predicted model, not a curated record. Gene Ontology annotation, molecular function: calcium ion binding; phospholipid binding. NCBI's taxonomy places the organism in Eukaryota, Metazoa, Chordata, Mammalia, Eulipotyphla, Erinaceidae. Gene Ontology annotation, biological process: lipid catabolic process; negative regulation of T cell proliferation; phospholipid metabolic process.
AGGAAGGGAGUCAGGCUAACCAGAGUGUGAUUUUCCACCCAGAAGGCUCGGCAUGAAGGUCUUGCUGUUGGCAGCGAUCAUGGCCUUUGGUCUGCUGGGGACUGAUGGGGCUAAGUGGAAUUUGGACAGAAUGAUCUUGAAGGCAGUUGGAAGGGAAGCUGCCUCUGCUUUUGGUGACUAUGGCUGCAACUGUGGCUACAGACAAAAAGGAGCUCCAGUGGAUGCUACAGACAGGUGCUGUGCUGCACAUAACUGUUGCUAUCGCCGUGCAGCGAAUGUUGGAUGCAAGACCAAGGAAACAUUAUACAAGAUUGACUACCACUGGAAAGAUAUCAAAUGUUCACCUCAAGACUACUGUCCAGCUCAAGUUUGUGAAUGUGAUAAAGCUUUGGCCCACUGUUUCGCAGUACAUAAAAGUUCUUACAAUAGGAAAUAUCAAUACUAUAGUGAAAGGAACUGCCGUGGAGUGUCCCCAAAGUGCUGAGAGCCCAUGGACACUCAACCUUCAACAACUCCUGCUGAGUUUUUUUCUCUUG